AUGAGCUUCAACCCAGUUGGCGCAUGGACGGAGCAAACAGGCGAGGAGACAACGAUAGGCGCAUUCGAAGUGCCUAGGUGGAAGCGACUGCUCCAGGUCUUCUUUGCCGUUGUCUACUGCCUCUUCGCCGCCGGUGUCGUCUUCGGUUACGCUGCGAUAAAGCCCGUCCUGCUCGACGAGGGGGUAUACAGAGACUACUGUACGAAGGAAGAGCUGGAUCAAGAUGUACACGUCUGCUAUGAGCAGGAGCUUAGGCUCAACCUCAUGUUCACGAUCGCCGCUGUAUCCACAAACGUCGUCGCGCUUCCCGUCGGCACCAUCCUCGAUCGCUUCGGCCCACGCGUAUGCGGAAUAACCGGUGCGAUAUCCAUAACGAUUGGCGCGUUGCUAUUCGCGUUCGCGAAGGAAUUGCCUGUCGAUACAUUCAUUCCUGGCUAUCUGUUUAUGGCAUUGGGCGGACCGUUCAUCUUCAUCUCGUCGUUCCAGCUCAGCAACACCUUCCCCCAGUACUCUGGACUUAUCUUGGCGCUUUUGACUGGUGCUUUCGAUACUUCGAGCGCCAUCUUCUUGAUGUAUCGACUUAUUUACCAGGGUACAGAUGGCAACUUCUCGAUUAAGAAGUUCUUUCUCAUCUAUCUCGUCGUUCCUGCUUUUAUCCUUGCGGUCCAGGUCCUUUUCAUGCCAUCCGUGUCUUACAAGACUGUUGGAGAACUGGUAGAUACCGCCGAAGAGGAACAAGUCAUUCAUGACUCGGAUGACGAAAUCCAAGAUGCAGCGACCGUUCGAAGCAUACAGGAUGCGCGACGAGCACACCGUGACAGCAUCGUUAGCGAAAUAACAUCUUUGCUUGGCACGAAAGACGGCCAGAAGCAGGCACAAGAGGAGGAGAAGAAGAAGAACAUCUCGGGUGUUUGGGGAGCGCUACACGGUCGCACGGCCAGCCAGCAGAUUCGUACUCCCUGGUUCAUUCUCAUCACGCUGUUCACUGUGCUGCAGAUGACGCGUAUCAACUAUUUCGUGGCUACGAUCCGGACGCAAUACACAUACCUCUUCCACGACUACAACAAGGCGGUCGAGAUCAACAACUUCUUCGACGUCGCGCUUCCGGUCGGAGGUGUCUUGUCAGUACCAUUUAUCGGGCUGCUCCUAGAUAACACGAGCACUACGUUUACGCUAUCCCUACUCGUCACCGUCGCCACCACUAUCGGUGUGCUGGGUGUGAUCCCAGAGACAUGGGCUGCGUACGCCAACAUUGUCCUUUUCGUACUUUACAGACCUCUAUACUACACCGCAGUGUCCGACUACUCUGCCAAAGUCUUCGGCUUCGCCACCUUCGGCAAAGUCUACGGCCUCAUCAUCUGCCUCGCCGGUGUCCUCAACUUCUCGCAAUCUGCCCUCGACGCAGCUACACAUAAGACCUUCAAGAACGACCCUGUGCCCAUCAACGUUAUUCUGCUUAGCUUGGCGUUGCUUGUUGGUCUCGCACUGGUGGGUUUUGUGUGGCGAAAGAGCCAUAAGAUUCAACGCGAAAAUAUCGAAGAGGAGGCUGAGGAGGCGAGGGAGACGCUUAUGCCGGAUGCGAGUGGCAGUCAGGGGGUGAAUGGUUAUGGGUCGAUGAAUGGAAGUGGGAUGGCGAGUCCUGUGGAGGAGCAUAGGGGGAGGAGGCUCAUGGCAAGGCGUUGGGUGGUGUUUUGCUGUGCAUCUCUCGAGAAGGCGGUUAUUUAUAACAUGUUUCCACCCUACGAGUACUUGCGAAAGUAA
Molecule: messenger RNA, 1761 nt
Organism: Alternaria atra
Lineage: Eukaryota; Fungi; Ascomycota; Dothideomycetes; Pleosporales; Pleosporaceae
Exons: 5
Coding region: 1-1761 (586 amino acids)
Biological process (GO): transmembrane transport
Cellular component (GO): fungal-type vacuole membrane
Molecular function (GO): transmembrane transporter activity
Source: RefSeq, a predicted model, not a curated record